CUACCGCGCGAGAAAGAGAGAGCGCACAAUCAGGCGGUAUUUUGUGUUGUUAUCUGCGAAAUUUACUUUUUUGAUAAACGGGAUGAGAUAAUUCUUGGUGCGCGGAUUAGAAAUGGUUUAUAGUCCGAAACCGACAAUCAUCCUGUAGUUUGUUGCCUUUUUCCAACGAUUUCUAGGCAUCCGGUCGUGCGUGCUGUGUUUAAUGUGAACUGCGAUCACUGGAACAAAUGGAUUUGGUUAUCAAAUUAAACAGUCAAACGGUCGGGAAGGACAAAAUUGCCAGGUUGGUGCAGUACUCCUGCCGUGCAUUAUGGGCCAGCAAAGAAGCGAGAGCUGCAGCGACGUCGAAAGAUACGGUUCAAACGCUAAAGCAGAUCGAAAGCAUUCUCAGCUCCUUCCGGAAAUUGUUACGAUUUGGAAAAGGAUUCGAAGUGCUUUAUAGUGCCGCCGUGAGCAUCGAUCUAAAGCGGCUAUCCAAUCAGCUGUUUAUCGUGCUUGGAAAGGUUUCUUCCGGACUGUUUCUACUAGCCGAUCACGUCGUGUGGCUAUCGCGAUCCGGCAUUAGCAAAAACGUGAACACAGCACAGUGGCAAACCCGGUCGAACCGAUUCUGGCUAGUAUCGAUCGUGAUGAACCUGUGCCGCGACCUGCAGGAGCUCAAUCAUCUCUUCAUCUACUUUGUCAGCAAAUCGAACCUCCUGGAUCUGCUGCAAACACUGUCCGUUGUGCUGAAGGAGCACAAAUCGCUGGUUGUCGAUACGGUGAAAAAUGUAUGCGACGUUUUCAUUCCCCUAAACGGCCUCGGAUACGUCCACAUGUCCAACCAAACGAUCGGCAUUUUGGGAGCGAUUUCCUCGGUGAUGGGGCUACUACCGCUGAUCUAUCCGAGGUUAAAGUUUUAGCAUUGGCUUAGCCGAGCUUAGCUUGGGACACCUAGUAGUGGCCAGCAGGAGUUGUGUAGUUUUAAGGUGAUGAGCAAAGGAUACAAAAAAUCAUGCCUGAUUGCAGUCGGGUUUGAUACACGGGGUGACAUGGGGUGGGUGUGGGAAUAACUAGGCAACUGAAUAGUUUUGGAACAGGAACGCGUAACCAAUUUUGUACACAAUCAUUGAAUAAGAAAUAAAAUUGUCUUCAAAAA
This is a messenger RNA of Anopheles aquasalis, 1138 nucleotides long. It is a transcript of the gene Pex11ab, whose product is annotated as peroxisomal biogenesis factor 11ab. Lineage: Eukaryota; Metazoa; Arthropoda; Insecta; Diptera; Culicidae. Gene Ontology annotation, cellular component: peroxisomal membrane. Gene Ontology annotation, biological process: peroxisome fission. The record is from RefSeq and is a predicted model, not a curated record.